AUGGCGAAUGAAAUUUUGGUGGGCGACCCUAGCACAAAGAAUGCCGGAUCAUUGAAGAUUGAACGCCAUGCCGUUCUCACGUGUUUAUGCGAAGCCAAAAAAGCCUUCCUCCUCGACCGCCUCCCGCUCCCCUUUGUGCCCAGCUUUGCCACUUGCCUGCACCAUCCAACCCCGCAUCCACAACUUGCACAUCACUGCGCGGAUGCUGUUAAAGCCACGAAGGUCGUACGGAGUCGAGGAUUCCAGCCGGUUACGAAAGAAGCUCGGUCAUGCCGCCGUUAUGGUGGCGUGCGCCCGCCUACGACGAGACAGACGGAAAGCAGCGAUAGAGACCGCGGAGCGGCUGCCUCCUAUGAAACCAAAGAAAAACCAACCCCCUUGCUAUUAUCGAGUGUGUGUGAUUAUAUAUCUCCCCCUACGAAAAAGAAGAGAGGUGGACGCG
Acaulospora colombiana is the source of this 442-nucleotide messenger RNA. NCBI's taxonomy places the organism in Eukaryota, Fungi, Glomeromycota, Glomeromycetes, Diversisporales, Acaulosporaceae. The record is from the annotation of a GenBank genome assembly.